GAGGGAGCGUGUGCCAGGCGCCUGGUGUUUUUGUUUCUGGGUAAGAACUUGUACUACUAAAUCAUAAAUUUACAGCGCAUACAGUUCAAAUUAUUUGGGAACGCUACAGAACCUAGCACAUCUUUUCUGCUCAGCAUACAAUGGAGGAGGGUCAAGAUUUUUCUCUUUGUGGGAAAGCAGCUGUGACUGAAGCCAAUCUAAGAGAUGAGUACUACUGGAAGCUCGUUGCGGACUUCAUUGGUCCUCAAUCAGGAGAAGAAUUAGAGCUUCAAAAGGGCCCCUGCAAGAACAGACUUAUGAUCCAAGUAGGACUUUUGAGAGAGGACAAUAAUUUUCCGUGGAUUGCCAUUGUGGAUUGGCUCAAGAGGAUCUUCCCCGCACAUCAGUCAGCAGAUUUUCGCGGUUUGAUUGGAAGAGGCAUUGCCACAACACUGAGUCUUGGAUAUGAUGCAAGGCUGGUUUUCCUGGAAUCAGAUGUCAAUUUUAAUUUUGUUGGACCAAUAUGUGAUAGCAUUGGAGUCGAGCGGCAAGAUCUUUUGGAAAUGAGAGAUUUUUCAGAUCGGGCAAAGUCGAUCGAAGUCACAAACGGCUUGAUUCUUGAACUAAGCAAUUUUGUGAGCAGGGAGAAAAUUUCCCCAAUUGUUCUAGUAAGUUGGCUUAGAAACUUCAACUCACAGUACUGUAAGAAUGGCAAUGUUCAAAGGGCAUAUCAAGUCCUCAAAGCCAAAAUAAAAAAGUUAAAGGCGUUUUGCUGCAAUUCAGAAACAAGAAGUAACAGGAGGAAUGCAUUGGUUGAAAAUAUGCUUCAAAGUCCGUUUGAACUGGUUCAGAUAAAAGAGCCAAAGCUUAUUGUAAAGAAACGCAUGAGAAGAGAUGAGAGCAUAUAUUAUGAAAAAGUUAUAAUCAAAGAGGAAGAUGAGAUUUUUGAAAUCAUGGAAAGUGAGGAGCCUGAGAUGGACAGAGAUGAAAUAAGAGGACAAAACAAUCAUGCUGCUGUACAUAGAAAUUAUGAGGAUAUGGAUGUUUCCAACAGUGGAGAUGAAACCUCGGGUAACACAGUAGAGUCUAUGACUGUGCUUGACAUCGCAAUGCUGACUGUCCAUAAACUGUCCAGUGUGUACAGCGGGAAAACGGAAGUGUGCAAGCAGGUUUCCCUGGAUCUCCUUAAAAAUCAGUACGCUCUGACAUUCAAAGACAAUCCAGCUAUGGCAGUGUUUGAGAAGAAGCUCGAGGCUAUGCAUGAACACAUUUCCCUUGUCUCUCCUGUCAUGUUUCUAAACUACAAUGCCAAUUUCCUCGUUGAUGUUCACGAUGUAGUGGAACAGCACAUAUUUGACUUUGAAAAGGAGAUCAUUGAGUCAGCGGGAGAGAAGCUAGGCCGUGAUAAGCUCCCUAAAUUCAAGAACUUUGUCAAUUUUCCAGAAAGCGCCACCUCACGGUAUAUUCACAUGGCGUGUGAUAUCCUGAGCCCUCGUACCCCCGAGAAGAAAAACUACAGGAAGUACUGGGUGGCUUUCUGUGAGGAAAAGAAUAAUCCCUCCAGACUGGCGGUAAAUCAGUCAAACAGAUUCAACACCUACUUUGAAGCUGCUGCGGGUCUUAUCCACCACCACAAAGAGAUCGCUCUCUUCUUCUCAGAUUUGCUGUCGCUGAACAACGAUAAAUGCCCGAACAUUAUUCUGGAGAGUGUUGCCGCAGAUGCGAACGACACUGUGAUUCAGAGCCUCGUAUGUGUUCUGGCAAUUGUGUACUGCAAAAUCCUCGGUCCUUACUGGCAGCUUCUGAAGAGUGGAGGAGAGUACGCCCUCUACAGCCAGUACUUACUUUAUCUCUACCAAAAAUUUCUCGAUUGGUCCAAAGAUCCUUCAACUCUGCUGGAACCAGAGGAGGCUACAGAUGUCUUUCUGCAGUACCCACUGCAAGAGAAAACCUUUGACGGAGUGUUUCACUACUGUGGGCAGUGGCACACGAAUCGAGAUCUGAUCAGAGCUUGCUUGAAGAGGACGAUAAAGGUGAUUGCUUCAGUCACUGAAGAACACCUCAAGGAUUUUCUGCCAGGAGGAAAAUUUUCCCAAAUUCCUUCCACCAAUUUGAGCUUGCAGUUGGUCAGUUGCACAUUCUCUGUUUUGAUGGCCGAGUACCCCUUUGGCCACACAUACCCUUACAAGAGGAAAAGGCCUGAGAAGUCAACAAAGUACUCUGUAGAUAAGAACUUGUCAUCAGGCAGCUCCCAAGAAGACAAAUACCAAUCUGCUUCAUCUGAUGAGAGCUCUGACGACUCUGACUCUUCCAUUUUGGAAGUUAGAAGGACCUCAAAAGAAACCCGCAGUCCACAGAUGAAAAAAGGUUAUGCCAGCAAAAUAGAAAAGGCAAUAAAGGUGUACGAGGAGAUAGAGGAGAACAUGGACAGGGAUUACAUAAUAGCUCAAGUGAAUAGAAACGGAGGGCCAUGCAAAACUCAGCAGGAUGUCGAUAAAAUGAUGCUGCGUUUCGAUGGAAAAUCGCGAGCUGAGAAACGGGAGGGGCUGCGCUGCGAGAUCGUGUAUCAGAAAAUGAUUCUGAACAACGCAAACUCUCACCUGGAUAUGGUUUUCCACAACAGCACACAAAUGGCACUGAAGCUGAAGCUUGCACUUCCGCGCGUAAAGCCUGGCUACUCUAUCGUUUUGGCGCCUAGAAGGACCAAAAAGAAGCCGGUGCUCAAGGACACGACGGAAGCUGCGACCGGUCCGAGUCAAAGCAGCAGCGGCACAUGAGUGCUUUAACUGUAUGAUAUCUAGAGAAGAGGUCAAGAGGAUGAAAUCUUAUCAUGUGACUUCCUCAUGUGACUGCAUGGCUUCAGACUAAGCAAAAACACACUUAUCACAUAAUGAAUUAUUUUGUACAUGCCAUUAGUUGGAAAGACUGGAUAUUUUUAGUAUUAUGUUUUUUGUGAUAAUUUCGAUGAGUUUGUAACUAAUCCUCACAUAAAAUUUGAAGAAAUUGA
Messenger RNA from Neolamprologus brichardi, 2986 nucleotides. RefSeq lists its product as uncharacterized. NCBI's taxonomy places the organism in Eukaryota, Metazoa, Chordata, Actinopteri, Cichliformes, Cichlidae. The record is from RefSeq and is a predicted model, not a curated record. Gene Ontology annotation, molecular function: 3'-5'-RNA exonuclease activity.